Messenger RNA from Caenorhabditis briggsae, 3636 nucleotides. The record is from RefSeq and is a predicted model, not a curated record. The transcript is spliced from 4 exons. NCBI's taxonomy places the organism in Eukaryota, Metazoa, Nematoda, Chromadorea, Rhabditida, Rhabditidae. The annotation marks the transcript as partial.
AUCGGUCGAGGUGGCGAUUGUCGAGCGGUCGAGGUGGCAAUUGUCGAGGUCUCGGCUGUCGUGGUCUCAGCUGAAGAUGUCGGAACUGUACUAGUCUCAGCGGUCGAGGUGGCAAUUGUCGAGGUCUCAGCUGAAGAUGUCGGAACUGUAGUAGUCUCAGCGGUCGAGGUGGCGAUUGUCGAGGUCUCAGCUGAAGAUGUCGGAACUGUACUAGUCUCAGCGGUCGAGGUGGCAAUUGUCGAGGUCUCAGCUGAAGAUGUCGGAACUGUAGUAGUCUCAGCGGUCGAGGUGGCAAUUGUCGAGGUCUCAGCUGUCGUGGUCUCAGCUGAAGAUGUCGGAACUGUACUAGUCUCAGCGGUCGAGGUGGCAAUUGUCGAGGUCUCAGCUGAAGAUGUCGGAACUGUAGUAGUCUCACCGGUCGAGGUGGCAAUUGUCGAGGUCUCGGCUGUCGUGGUCUCAGCUGAAGAUGUCGGAACUGUACUAGUCUCACCGGUCGAGGUGGCAAUUGUCGAGGUCUCAGCUGAAGAUGUCGGAACUGUACUAGUCUCAGCGGUCGAGGUGGCAAUUGUCGAGGUCUCAGCUGAAGAUGUCGGAACUGAAGUAGUCUCAGCGGUCGAGGUGGCAAUUGUCGAGGUCUCGGCUGUCGUUGUCUCAGCUGAAGAUGUCGGAACUGUACUAGUCUCAGCGGUCGAGGUGGCAAUUGUCGAGGUCUCAGCUGAAGAUGUUGGAACUGUACUAGUCUCAGCGGUCGAGGUGGCAAUUGUCGAGGUCUCGGCUGUCGUGGUCUCAGCUGAAGAUGUCGGAACUGUACUAGUCUCAGCGGUCGAGUUGGCAAUUGUCGAGGUCUCAGCUGAAGAUGUUGGAACUGUACUAGUCUCAGCGGUCGAGGUGGCAGUUGUCGAGGUCUCUGCUGUCGUGGUCUCAGCUGCAGAUGUCGGAACUGUACUAGUCUCAGCGGUCGAGGUGGCAAUUGUCGAGGUCUCGGCUGUCGUGGUCUCAGCUGAAGAUGUCGGGACUGUAGUAGUCUCAGCGGUCGAGGUGGCAAUUGUCGAGGUGGCAAUUGUCGAGGUCUCAGCUGAAGAUGUCGGAACUGUAGUAGUCUCAGCGGUCGAGGUGGCGAUUGUCGAGGUCUCAGCUGAAGAUGUUGGAACUGUACUAGUCUCAGCGGUCGAAGUGGCAAUUGUCGAGGUCUCAGCUGAAGAUGUCGGGACUGUAGUAGUCUCAGCGGUCGAGGUGGCAAUUGUCGAGGUCUCUGCUGAAGAUGUCGGAACUGUAGUAGUCUCAGCGGUCGAGGUGGCGAUUGUCGAGGUCUCAGCUGAAGAUGUCGGAACUGUACUAGUCUCAGCGGUCGAGGUGGCAAUUGUCGAGGUCUCAGCUGAAGAUGUCGGAACUGUAGUAGUCUCAGCGGUCGAGGUGGCAAUUGUCGAGGUCUCAGCUGAAGAUGUCGGAACUGUAGUAGUCUCAGCGGUCGAGGUGGCAAUUGUCGAGGUCUCAGCUGAAGAUGUUGGAACUGUACUAGUCUCAGCGGUCGAGGUGGCAAUUGUCGAGGUCUCAGCUGAAGAUGUCGGAACUGUAGUAGUCUCAGCGGUCGAGGUGGCAAUUGUCGAGGUCUCAGCUGAAGAUGUCGGAACUGUAGUAGUCUCAGCGGUCGAGGUGGCAAUUGUCGAGGUCUCAGCUGAAGAUGUCGGAACUGUAGUAGUCUCAGCGGUCGAGGUGGCAAUUGUGGAGGUCUCAGCUGAAGAUGUCGGAACUGUAGUAGUCUCAGCGGUCGAGGUGGCAAUUGUCGAGGUUUCAGCUGAAGAUGUCGGAACUGUAGUAGUCUCAGCGGUCGAGGUGGCGAUUGUCGAGGUCUCAGCUGAAGAUGUCGGGACUGUAGUAGUCUCAGCGGUCGAGGUGGCAAUUGUCGAGGUCUCGGCUGUCGUGGUCUCAGCUGAAGAUGUCGGAACUGUACUAGUCUCAGCGGUCGAGGUGGCGAUUGUCGAGGUCUCAGCUGAAGAUGUCGGAACUGUAGUAGUCUCAGCGGUCGAGGUGGCGAUUGUCGAGGUCUCAGCUGAAGAUGUCGGGACUGUACUAGUCUCAGCGGUCGAGGUGGCGAUUGUCGAGGUCUCAGCUGAAGAUGUCGGGACUGUAGUAGUCUCAGCGGUCGAGGUGGCAAUUGUCGAGGUCUCAGCUGAAGAUGUCGGAACUGUACUAGUCUCAGCGGUCGAGGUGGCAAUUGUCGAGGUCUCAGCUGAAGAUGUCGGAACUGUAGUAGUCUCAGCGGUCGAGGUGGCAAUUGUCGAGGUCUCAGCUGAAGAUGUCGGAACUGAAGUAGUCUCAGCGGUCGAGGUGGCAAUUGUCGAGGUCUCAGCUGAAGAUGUCGGGACUGUAGUAGUCUCAGCGGUCGAGGUGGCAAUUGUCGAGGUCUCAGCUGAAGAUGUCGGAACUGAAGUAGUCUCAGCGGUCGAGGUGGCAAUUGUCGAGGUCUCAGCUGAAGAUGUCGGAACUGUACUAGUCUCAGCGGUCGAGGUGGCAAUUGUCGAGGUCUCGGCUGUCGUGGUCUCAGCUGAAGAUGUCGGAACUGUACUAGUCUCAGCGGUCGAGUUGGCAAUUGUCGAGGUCUCAGCUGAAGAUGUUGGAACUGUACUAGUCUCAGCGGUCGAGGUGGCAAUUGUCGAGGUCUCGGCUGUCGUGGUCUCAGCUGAAGAUGUCGGAACUGUACUAGUCUCAGAGGUCGAGGUGGCAAUUGUCGAGGUCUCAGCUGAAGAUGUCGGGACUGUAGUAGUCUCAGCGGUCGAGGUGGCAAUUGUCGAGGUCUCGGCUGUCGUGGUCUCAGCUGAAGAUGUCGGAACUGAAGUAGUCUCAGCGGUCGAGUUGGCAAUUGUCGAGGUCUCAGCUGAAGAUGUUGGAACUGUACUAGUCUCAGCGGUCGAGGUGGCAAUUGUCGAGGUCUCGGCUGUCGUCGUCUCAGCUGAAGAUGUCGGAACUGUACUAGUCUCAGCGGUCGAGGUGGCAAUUGUCGAGGUCUCAGCUGAAGAUGUUGGAACUGUAGUAGUCUCAGCGGUCGAGGUGGCAAUUGUCGAGGUCUCAGCUGUCGUGGUCUCAGCUGAAGAUGUCGGAACUGUAGUAGUCUCAGCGGUCGAGGUGGCAAUUGUCGAGGUCUCAGCUGAAGAUGUCGGAACUGUACUAGUCUCAGCGGUCGAGGUGGCAAUUGUCGAGGUCUCAGCUGAAGAUGUCGGGACUGUAGUAGUCUCAGCGGUCGAGGUGGCAAUUGUCGAGGUCUCAGCUGAAGAUGUUGGAACUGUAGUAGUCUCAGCGGUCGAGGUGGCAAUUGUCGAGGUCUCAGCUGAAGAUGUCGGGACUGUAGUAAUCUCAGCGGUCGAGGAGGCAAUUGUCGAGGUCUCAGCUGAAGAUGUCGGAACUGUAGUAGUCUCAGCGGUCGAGGUGGCGAUUGUCGAGGUCUCAGCUGAAGAUGUCGGGACUGUAGUAGUCUCAGCGGUCGAGGUGGCAAUUGUCGAGGUCUCAGCUGAAGAUGUCGGAACUGUAGUAGUCUCAGCGGUUGAGGUGGCAAUUGUCGAGGUCUCAGCUGAAGAUGUCGGAACUGUACGGUCGAGGUGGCAAUUGUCGAGGUCUCAGCUGAAGAUGUCGGAACUGUAG